AUGGUCCGCAGACUUCGUGAACAAAGUACUACAGAAGAUGAAAUAGUAAUUGAUACAUCACCACAAAAAAAGCAUAAGCGACAUAAGCAUAAGAAGAAAAAAAGAAAGCCUGAUUAUGAGUAUGAUAGUGAUACCUCUAUUGAUGUGUCCCAUGAAGAUGUACUGGAUAAGCCAUAUAAAAUAAAAAGUAGAAAAGAAGCCCCUGGCACAGCUGCUGAAUUACUAAAGGCUCAAACUAUGAAAUCAUCUGAUUAUCGUAAGUCUAUGCCAGGAUCUUCAUCAACCACUCCCCCAAAAGUGCCCUCCAAGAAAAAGAAAGGUAAAGGUCGUGAUAGUGGUACAUCUAGCGAAGAAGAGAGAUGGUUGGAUGCCAUUAAGUCAGGCAAACUGGAAGAAGUUGAUGAAGAAUUAAAGAAAAUAAAACCAAAAGACCCCAAAAUGAUGACUGCUAGACAAAGGGCAAUGUAUGAAAGAGGUACUGACAAAGAAACUAGCCCCGGUGGAGAAGUGUUACUUGCUUUACCUUCUGGAUACAAAGAAAAAGUGAUGACUGCAGAGGCACUUCAAAAAGCUGCUUUAAAGUCACAAAAACGAAAACAAUUAGCAGAUGAAAAACGAGAAAAGGAUAAAAAGAAAACUAUGGAUCGACUUUUAAAAAAGCAAGAAUCAAAAAACCUUAAAAAUGCUCACAGGGGCAAACCAACAAGGAAACAAGAACCAAUGAUUGUUUAUAAAAAUAAUAAUAACACAAUAACUUUAACUUUUCCACCAGGAAUGGCAAUUCCUCUAACAUGUAAGGCUACAAUUGACCAACCAAAGGCUUUAAAAUGUGGGAUUGAAGGCUGUAAUAAUGAUAAGAAAUAUAACUGCUCCAAAACUGAUGUACCACUUUGUAGUUUAGAAUGUUACAAAAUUAAUAUUGCACUUCAACAUUAA
This is a messenger RNA of Pieris macdunnoughi, 936 nucleotides long. The record is from the annotation of a GenBank genome assembly. NCBI's taxonomy places the organism in Eukaryota, Metazoa, Arthropoda, Insecta, Lepidoptera, Pieridae.